GCCACACAACUGGAGAAGGACACGGGGCUCCUCGCGGAAAAAGAGACAGAGGGCAAACUGGAUGGCUUGAUAUUUAAAGCGGGACGGCUUUAUUUUUUUUACUCAAGAGAAAGCGGAGGAAAAGCUCAGGUAUCAGAACCCCGAGGAGCCGCGGCGCGAACGCAGAGGGACCGUAAAUCGCGCCCGAAGGUCUGAGAGGCCCGCCACCGUCCCCGAGGCAACAUGAGCUGGAGCUUCCUCACCCGUCUGCUGGACGAGAUCUCCAACCACUCCACCUUCGUGGGCAAAAUCUGGCUCACCCUCCUCAUCGUCUUCCGCAUCGUGCUGACCGCCGUCGGCGGCGAGUCCAUCUACUACGACGAGCAGAGCAAGUUCGUGUGCAACACGCAGCAGCCCGGCUGCGAGAACGUGUGCUACGACGCCUUCGCGCCGCUCUCCCACAUCCGCUUCUGGGUGUUCCAGGUGAUCAUGAUCACCACGCCCACCAUCAUGUACCUCGGCUUCGCCAUGCACAAGAUCGCCCGCAUGGACGACGGCGACUACCAGCCGCGGAGGCGGAUGCCGAUCGUGAGCCGCGGCGCCAACCGGGACUACGAGGAGGCGGAGGACAACGGCGAGGAGGACCCCAUGAUCCUGGAGGAGAUCGAGCCGGAGAAGGAGGAGACGGCGGCGACGACGGAGGCGGCGGCGGCGGCGGCGAAGAAGCCCAGCAACAAGCACGACGGGCGGCGGCGCAUCAAGCGCGACGGCCUGAUGAAGGUCUACGUGUUCCAGCUGCUGUCGCGCGCCGUCUUCGAGACGUCCUUCCUGUUCGGGCAGUACAUCCUGUACGGGCUGGAGGUGGUGCCGUCCUACGUGUGCACGCGCUCGCCCUGCCCGCACACGGUGGACUGCUUCGUGUCGCGCCCCACGGAGAAGACCAUCUUCCUGCUCAUCAUGUACGGCGUCAGCUGCCUGUGUCUGCUCUUCACGCUGCUGGAGAUCCUCCACCUCGGCAUCAGCGGCAUCCGGGACUGCUUCUGCAAGCCGCGGCCACGGCCGCCGCCGCCGCCCGGCCCACGGCGCCAGCAGCAGCAGCAGCCGCAGCAGCCGCAGCAGCAGCAGCAGCAGCAGCAGCAGCACACGGCGCCGUCCAGCCACCGGUCGUCCAUCUGCCGGCAGCCGUCGGCGCCGCCGGGCUACAGCACGGCGCUGAAGAAGGACCCGUCGGGGAAGAUGGCCUUCCGGGACAACCUGGUGGACUCGGGCCGCGAGUCGUUCGGCGACGAGGCGUCGGCCCGCGAGCUGCAGCGGCUCCGGAGGCACCUCAAGCUGGCCCAGCAGCACCUGGACCUGGCGUACCAGAACGGGGAGAGCAGCCCGUCGCGCAGCAGCAGCCCCGAGUCCAACGGCACCGCGGUGGAGCAGAACCGGCUGAACUUUGCCCAGGAGAAGCAGAGCGGCUCGUGCGAGAAAGGUCUCCGCGCGUAGGUUCUGCCGAGCCCAGCCGACGGCGUAGACUUGAGUUCGCAUCGGGAUCGGCGGGACGACGCAAGGGGGAUCAGAGUGCGUGCGACGG
This is a messenger RNA of Pseudoliparis swirei, 1558 nucleotides long. RefSeq names its product gap junction protein gamma 4b (gene gjc4b). The coding region runs from base 223 to 1470 and encodes 415 amino acids. The transcript has 3 exons. Gene Ontology annotation, biological process: cell communication. Gene Ontology annotation, cellular component: connexin complex. Lineage: Eukaryota; Metazoa; Chordata; Actinopteri; Perciformes; Liparidae. The record is from RefSeq and is a predicted model, not a curated record.